AAUUAACAAAGCAUCCAACAUCCACCAGCUGCCCCUAUUCAUUCUAUAUUCAACCUUGACCUCCUUCACACUUUGAAACUUCCGAAAAAAGAGGAACAGGUUGUCUGAUCUACCCUUUUUCUUGAUUUUAAAAGCUUCAAUUAGGGUCUGUUAGUUGGUUGGAUGGUUGUGUUUCUUUUUGUCAGCUUAUUAAACAUCUUGAUACCUAACACAUGCACCCAUAAGUGUAAGUUUUGUACUUUAGUCAUCAUUUAAUUAUUGAUCACGUUCUAGGAGAUGAAGUUUCUUUAGAUUAAUUAAUAAAGUUGGGAGCUUUUUAUAUGGGAUCUGCUUUUUUUCUUCUGUGUCAGUAACAGAUUAGGAAUUCUUUGAUUUCAGCCUCUUUUUGGGACUUUUUGUUCAGGUCUAGUACUGGGUUUUAUUAUUUGCACACCAAGUGUUUGUUGAAAUGUCUGUGUGAGUUCAGAGCGUUAUUUGUUGGUUAUUUUGUAUAUUUUGUUAUGGGAAGUUGUAACCCCAUGAUGGAGGUAGUGGAAGAGGAGAAAUUGAUAGCUGCUGCAAGGCUGAUUCUGCGGGAAUUGGAGUCUAACAAGAAGUUAUCGAAUGAAGCGGUUAGGAUCUUGGAAGAUUUAGGCGCGCGAUUGGCAGCGAUGGCGAAGAUUGAUGAAAGUAAAGAAGACGAAGAAGAUGGGAAUGAGGAAUUGAGUGAUAUGAAGGGGCGGAUUGAUUCAAUAUACGAUAAGGUUAUGACAUUGGAAGUUGGUCAAUCUAUGAUAUGGGAUUCUGGUACCGAUGAAGCUAAGGAGUAUUUGAAGACGGUCGAUGAGGUUAGAAGAUUGAUCGAGAGAUUAGAGGGUUUGAAUCCAAGUAAAAACAGUGAAGAACACGAGCUUUUAAGGAAGGCUAACGAUGUUCUUCAGACAUCAAUGGCGAGAAUCGAGGAGGAAUUCAAACAUAUGCUUGUUCAUAACAGGCAAAACUUAGAGCGCGAACGGUUUUCCUUUCGGUCUACUGAAGACGAAGGGUUAGACGAUAGCUCAAGAUUCUCUUUCGGGGAUGAUUCGGUUGAUGAUUCGAUUCAACGAGAUAGUAUAAGCCGAGGGUCCGAGGUUUUCAUCAUGGAUUUGGUCAAUCCUAAUGUUAUUCCCGAUCUGAAAAAUAUCGCUAAUUUGAUGUUUGAUGCGAAUUAUAACAAAGAAUGUUCUCAAGCGUUCAUUAGUGUCCGUAAAGACGCUUUAGAUGAUUGCUUAUAUAUUCUUGAAGUAGAAAAAACGAGCAUUGAAGAUGUGUUGAAAAUGGAAUGGGCUGCAUUGAAUAACAAGAUCAGGCGAUGGACAAAAGCAUUGAAAGUAUUCGUACGGAUUUAUCUUGCAAGUGAGAAGUUUUUGUGUGAGCAGAUUUUCUGUCAAAGUGAGUCAAUGGCCUUGUUCUGUUUCGCUGAGUCAUCAAAAGCGUCAAUCUUGCAGCUUCUAAAUUUUGCGGAAGCGAUCGCGGUUGGGACUCACCAACCUGAAAAAUUACUCAGGAUUCUCGACAUGUAUGAAGUGUUAGUAGAUCUUACGCCAGAUAUCGAGUCGUUUUAUCCUGACGAAAAUGGGUCGUAUUUACGAGCCGAAUUCCAAGACGUGCUUACGCGUGUUGGUGAUUGCGUUACCGCAACAUUUCUCGAUUUCAAGAACGCGGUGGGGUCGAACGUGUCGAAUGCAGCGUUUCCUGGAGGUGGGAUACAUCAUCUCACUCGUUACGUGAUGAAUUACAUUCGUACCCUUAUCGAAUACAGUUAUUCCCUAAAUACCCUUUUGAAGGACCAUGGUGAAGAUCAAGGUCAAGAUCAAGGUUCAUCGUCUUCACCGGACACAAGUCCCGCGUUCGAAGACGACAGCGUCAAUGAAAACUCAUGUUUAUCUCCAAUGGGGUUGCAUUUUCGAUCACUAAUGUCGAUUCUCGAAUCCAACCUUGAAGAAAAAUCAAGAUUAUACAAAGAAGAAGCAUUGGGACACCUUUUCUUGAUGAACAAUAUCCAUUACAUGGCGGAAAAAGUCAAAGGGUCAGAGCUAAGAACCUUACUCGGCGAUAACUGGAUUCGAAAACACAACUGGAAGUUUCAACAACACGCGAUGAGUUACGAAAGAUCCACAUGGAGCUCAAUUUUGAGCUUACUUAGAGAUGAGGGGCUUUAUCAUUCCGGUAAUUCCGGUUCGAUCUCGAAGACGCUUCUUAAAGAUAGGCUGCAGGGGUUCUACACUGCCUUUGAAGAAAUUUACAAAAGUCAAACCGGAUGGUCAAUACCGAAUAAUCAACUAUGUGAAGAUCUCAGGAUCUCAAUGUCACUCAAGGUGAUUCAAGCUUAUAGAACUUUUGUUGGCAGGCAUGCGAAUAAUAUAAGUGAAAAGUAUAUCAAGUAUAGUGCUGAUGAUCUUGAGAAUUAUUUGUUGGAUUUGUUUGAGGGUUCUCCAAGAUCAUUACACAGUUUCCAUAGAAAGUGAUUUCAUUAGCUUUUUUUUUUUUUUGUGUUUUUGUUCAGAUAUCUUGUGUUGUUCAGGUGUUGUGUGUGAAUUCUUUUAAGUUACAGUUGUUAUACUUGCCUUAUGUAUUGUAAGUUGUACAUUUUAUAAAUUUGUAAUAUUUUGUGUUAUGCUAA
Molecule: messenger RNA, 2641 nt
Organism: Helianthus annuus (common sunflower)
Lineage: Eukaryota; Viridiplantae; Streptophyta; Magnoliopsida; Asterales; Asteraceae
Product: exocyst complex component EXO70E2
Exons: 1
Coding region: 501-2486 (661 amino acids)
Biological process (GO): exocytosis
Cellular component (GO): exocyst
Molecular function (GO): phosphatidylinositol-4,5-bisphosphate binding
Source: RefSeq, a predicted model, not a curated record